AUGUCGCUCAAGGACAAGGGCAAAGCGAGAGCCAUCGAUUCCCCAAUCCAAUCCGUUGACCGCCCAUCGAUUCCACCCGUCAAACCUCAGCCGAUCCCCGCCACCCCGCUGCUCAACAUCGAAUAUCCGGGCAUUCUGUCUGACGAGCCAGGCGCGUCCUCUCUCACCUCCUACAGCAGUCUCGAACGUGCACUUUGCACGCUGCAUCCAUCCUCACUCCCGCCUUUCACCAGUUGUCCCCAUGAGGCGCUUUGCUUUCUCUCGCGCAUCCCCAACGAGGGACUCAACACCAUCGAGUGUCGGCUCGGUGCGUUUGGCUCUCCGCUCCCACCCACAGCCAAAGUGGACAACAAGUUCGAUCAACUCUUCAAAACACCGUUGAUGGGUCAAGUUGUGCCGACGUAUAAUGUCGUCAUCCGUAUCGUUAAGCGUACUUGGCGUCAAAAGAAGCGCAAACGCUCGUCGUCGGCUUCGGCGUCGCCACAGGUCGACAACAUAGCUCAAUCAAACGAUAUGACUCUAGACCCUGCGCUUUUCGUCCAAGCUGACACGUUGACAACCGACGGACAGUCGUUGCAGAGCGAGAAUCAGAAGCAAGCGAGUGCCAAGCGCAGUCGGUACACGGGGCGUGUGAAAAAGGAGUACUGCAUUGAAGUGCUCGGUCUGGCUACCAAAACGGUGCGCUUCCGGAGCAUGGCAGACUUUGCGUUUCGACCAGACGUAUACGCAUCUGCUACAACCGAUGUUGCCACAUCACCACCACAAUUGGACGCGGUUAUGGAGCUGCACAAGGCGCUCGCGACAAUGGACCUUGGUGCGUUUCAAUGUUUUCGUGUCCCCGAACACCGCCAAGAAUACCAAGUGCCAAACGACCGUCAGCCAAGCUCGGCUCAGCCCAAGUCAAACCUACACAUGCUACCACCUGCCUUCUUUAGUCGGAUAGACGUACCGUUCAACUACAACUUUCAACAAACAACCUACUCUGAACUGCGCACCGUUCAUACACCGGCGCACCUCACGUCUUGCGCGCCCAGUUUCGCACACGCUCUUCGACGCACUGAUCUGCCUGCUGGUCAGAUGCAACGCUUCGUCAACCGUGUUCGACUGCCCAACAUCACACCGCAACAGUUCCGCGUCGGACGAGACUCGACCGUCCCUUGCAAACCGCUGGCUGACGUGGUACGCAUCGAGCAUCGAUGUGAUCGUGCGAUUCUCGCACGUCUUCGGCAGUUGCUGCAAGAGCGGCCGGUGUGGUCACGUGUAGCGCUCAAAAAUCAACUUUCCGCCGUCGAGCUUAGGGAACUCGAUGGUAGCAGCGAAAAGAUCUACUAUGCUCUCGUAGGCUAUGCUAUGGUCGGUGGUCCUUGGAGGGAUACCAUCGUACGCUUUGGCUACGACGUCAGUCUGGAUAAUAGUAGCAGGAUUUAUCAGAGGGUGUUUCUGCGCGGCGGUCCGAUGCGUCGAGAAUCAAGGCUUGCACAACAGAGCUUGGCUGACAAGAGCACUGCACACCAUGACGACGAAGCAAUGAUAACUAGUCGAGAUGCGAGACCUGCCGUUGUUCCUCUACCUUCCGAUACCAGAGCGAGGGCGAACAAUACACAUCUCUUCGAUGGAACUACACUGCAUCGCAACAUAGGCAAUUUUCAACUGUGCGAUAUCCACGAUGGUCUCAUCGAACCGUAUAUCUGGCAAGACAUGGACAACCAUCAUGUGCACACAACAGACAACGAGAAGCGCAUAGUCUGGUUGCGCGAAACCAUGGAUGUCGAGACCGGUUGGUAUACUAGGAGGGCGCUCGACUUGAUUCGUGCGCUCGUAGCCGCACGAUUCAAGGCAUUGGCAGAAUCUGGUAAGCCGCUCGAGCACGAUGCAGUGCACACCCUCGUCGCUCGUAUCAGGCACAAGUGGUCAGAGGAGGAUACCGGCUCCGUGCUCAAUCCUCAGCAUGUCCCAGAGCAACAGCCACAGACACCCAAUAUUCAGCCUAUUCAGCCCGAUUGUGCAAAUCCACCCAAUGCUCAGCAUGAUCCCAGCAACAUCGAUCCUGCUCUCAUCUAG
Messenger RNA from Mycosarcoma maydis (corn smut), 2061 nucleotides. RefSeq lists its product as uncharacterized. The transcript has a single exon. The record is from RefSeq and is a predicted model, not a curated record. The coding region runs from base 1 to 2061 and encodes 686 amino acids. Gene Ontology annotation, cellular component: transcription factor TFIIIC complex. Lineage: Eukaryota; Fungi; Basidiomycota; Ustilaginomycetes; Ustilaginales. Gene Ontology annotation, biological process: transcription initiation at RNA polymerase III promoter.